AGAAGCUGCGGUCCCGCCUUCUCAAAGGCGAUUGGGCGCAGCAGAGCCCCGAUGUGUUGCCGUGGCAACACUGGGGACGCAGCUGGAGAUCGCGGCGCUAGAGGACUGGACCUGUUGAAUGCGAGUCUAAGGCGAUGGCUGCGGAGACUUCGCUUCCGUCCUUGCUCGCCCUGGCAGAGCUCCUCUCCGGCCCCCGCGAUGAAGACGAGGACGACGACGAGCUGGAGCAGGGCCCGACUUCGGCUGCGAGCAACUUGGGGCCAGGGCACAUUGCAGCUCCGAUGUCCGUGAAGCCCUCAGCCACCACUCAACUGAAAUCUGGGAAUAGCAAAGAGAUCUGGAGUGCAGAAGAGGUGCCAGAGGGAUCAGAGUAUGAUGAUUCCUGUGAUUCCAGAGAGCAACCUGAGUAUGAAAUUUUGUUCAAGCAGCAGGUGGGGGCUGAAGACUUGUUCCUGGGGAUGAGCCGAAAGGACCCCUCCACAGCCUGCUGUGAGGAUAUGCUGAUUAAAAUUCAACUGCCAGAUACAAAGGCUUCAGACAUCACUCUUGAUAUCAAGGAAAAGGUUCUUGAUCUUCGGAGUCCCCAGAAGAAGCUCCUCUUGCACCUACCACACCCUGUGGACCCCAACAGUGGGAGGGCCUGCUUCCUUUCUGAAAAGGGCACUCUGGAAGUCACCUUGCGCAUGAAGCGAGAACUUGAUUUCAUCAACUUUGCUUGA
Gekko japonicus is the source of this 719-nucleotide messenger RNA. It is a transcript of the gene DNAAF6, whose product is annotated as PIH1 domain containing 3. Gene Ontology annotation, molecular function: dynein intermediate chain binding; protein-folding chaperone binding. Gene Ontology annotation, cellular component: cytoplasm. Lineage: Eukaryota; Metazoa; Chordata; Lepidosauria; Squamata; Gekkonidae. The transcript has 6 exons. The coding region runs from base 135 to 719 and encodes 194 amino acids. The record is from RefSeq and is a predicted model, not a curated record. Gene Ontology annotation, biological process: axonemal dynein complex assembly; flagellated sperm motility.